GAUUAACUCCAUGCCGAUGGCCGAGAGAAAAAGAAGGAAAACAACUGAAUUUAUUUUGUCGGUUACAGUUCCUUUUCAGUGAAGUCUGAACUAUUUUUGCUGUCAUACUUUUACCCAGAAUAGAUGUUGUAGAUGAAUGAUGGCAGAGGCCAGGAAGGUAAAAACAGAUGACCUGCCACCAGUAUCUGGAGGAUUUGACCUUGGAGGUCAAACAGCUCCAAUGUACAGUACUUGGACACAGUUUAGUGGAAUGCCUAUACCUAAUCAAAAUGUUAAUGAGCAAGCUGGAAUGUUCAACUGGGAUGCCUUUACCCCUCCAAGUAGUCCAUCAACAUAUGACCCAGCAAUAGACAGUACACAGAUAAACAAAGAUCUAUUAACAAACAUUCAAAAUUUACUGUCUGUCAAUCCCAACUCAGCAUCUUUUGAACAUGAUUUACGUGCAACAGAUCCAUCACCACACAGAAAUUUAAGCAUGUCUGAUGCAAGCAAUGAUGGAAGAGACAUUUAUGCAGACGCAUAUAAUAAUUGGAAUUCAUUUUCUCAAAGUUAUGACCCCUUUGGAUCUCCUACAGUCAUUCCUAAUUCUAAUGGUGAUGUACCUAGUACCUUUAGUUCUGGAGACCAACAGUCUAGUAAUAAAAUGACAUAUUCAGAUGUUGCAAAAACAUUAAAAAGAAAACCUAUGCAAGCAACAAAGGACAAGGAAGAGACCGAUUCCUCAAAAAAGAAAACUUCCACAUCAUUUCUAUCUGCAAAGCCAUUCAAGCCUAUUAGAAAGCCAUAUUAUACAAGACAAGGGUCAAAAGGUCAUAUAAAUAACAAACAUUCAGAUGAUAUGGGAUCCCAUGUUACACCAGAUUCUAAGUAUGGUCUGGAUCAGUUUGAAGAGUUUGCUGUUAGUCAGGACCAACGCAGUGACAGUACAGAAAGUAUACCACGUGUUUUUAGUAGAAAGGGGAGCACAAGUAGUGUUAGUAGUGGAACAAGUGGAAUUGAGGAGAUACAUUUGACCAAACCUGCCCCACAGAGUUAUUCAUCAAAAACCGACACAAUUGAUGACUUCAAACUGCCUACUAGACAAACAGAAACACUACACCCUAAUAAACCUUUUUUUGAUGCAAGAAGAAUAUUUCAAUCAAAGACUUCCAAAAAAUCCACAUCAGGAAAGCCUUCUAAUGACAAUGUUACUGUUCUUAAUAAUGGAAAAGUAGGAUCCAAAGCUUCAUCAUCAGCUCACAAAAAAUCAACAGACAAUAUUUAUAUAAAUAAUGAUCUAAGUGAUUCUUACAAAAGAAACAGUGCUCAAAAUAGAGAUGGUGAAAGUAGGAAACAUGAUAAUUAUGUACAGAAUGGUAAAAUUGAUAAGAAGUCGAAAUCAGAGGAAAGCAGUAAAGACAACAAAGGACAUUUGCCUUUACAGUCUCCAUUUGACCAAGAGUAUAUAGAUGAAUGGAUCAACUUUCUGUUUGAGAAGUCCAAAGCUUUUGUGUCUUUCAUUUGGUCAGGCUUUAUAACAGUGUUGUUACUUCUUUUUGGACUAAUAGCAUACCUAGUCAGUAAUAUAGUGCUUUAUGUGAUAUGGACUUGGGGAAAAGUAUCACAUUUUGUUAAGACAAGAAUACUGAACAAAUAUUUCAAAAGGUUUUUUAAACAAUCUGAAUUGGAAAGGAGAAAACUUGGAGUAGAUGAAAAUAUAGCUUUACCCUCAACAGGUUCAGAAGCCAUGCAGCGACUUCUAGCUUGUAAAGGAAAAGACCCUUACAGUAUUUUAGGCUUACGGUAUGAUUGUUGUGAUGAUGACAUCAGGAAAUAUUACAGAAAACAAGCUAUUUUGGUUCAUCCAGAUAAAAACAAACAGCCUGGUGCAGAAGAAGCUUUUAAGAUAUUAGGACGGGCUUUCAAAUUAAUAGGAUCUACUGAUCUUAGAAUAAAGUAUGACACAGAAUUCAGACAGGCAGAUGAAGCUGAAGCUGCUAUGAAGGAAUUUAAUGAUCUGUUGACCAAACUGCAAGACAAAAUGCAAGAGGCUGCCAAUAUGAUGCGUUGUGAUAAUUGUGGAGGAAAACACAGGAGAGUAUUUAUAGAGCGACCAUGGUAUAGUGCCAGAUUUUGUAAACGGUGUAAUGUUAGACAUUCUGCCAAAGAGGGUGAUGUUUGGGCUGAGACAACAAUGUUUGGUUUCCUAUGGCAUUACUAUGCAUGUAUGGAAGGAAAAAUAUAUGAUAUAACUGAAUGGGUUGCUUGUAAGAAAGAUUUCUUUAAACAUAUGCAGGCUAGUGCCCACCAUGUGUUCUAUAGAAUAGCCACAGAAGGAAACAGAGGAGGUGCACAGCAAGGCAGGACUGGUGAAGCAGACUUGGAGGACUUUAUCAAUAAUCUGUUCCAACAAGCAAUGCAUACAGAGGGCAGUACACAAUGGCAACCUCCACAGCCUUCACAACCAAGCCAGCCUUCAGCUCAAGGGAAGAAAACAAGACGAAGAAAGAAAAAACAUUGAAAUCAAAUUUGUGCCCCAUCCAUGAUCAAUAUAGUAGAGAAAUGUGCCAUGUAUACCUAAUAUAGUGGCUUGUUAUUGUUGACUAAACUUAUAUAUAGUAAUAAGUGACUUGUUAAGAUUUUCAUUGUUAUCAACCGGUACACAUUAGAAAUUCUUGUUUUUGCAUUGUUCCAUUUUCUUUAUUUUGCUCUCUCAGCAAGUUUGAUUUAUGGAAAGGUCCAAUUGCUUUAAGUUUCUAUUUUAUUUUACUCUUUAAUCACGAUAUUUAAAUCCAUAUUUUGAAUUAAAAACCUUCUCUGUACCCAUGUAUUUGGUGAUGAGAAUAAGAAAAAUAAUACUUUUAGUGAGAUUUUUAAGUUCAGCUAUACUAUAAAAUUAUGGUUGAAUAUGAUGUUGAUUUUUUAUGAAAAUAUUGUUAAGUUUGAACCACUUUUUACUCUUACAUAAUUUAGGUAAAUGCAUAUCUCAGAAUGUUUUUGGGUAUGCAACAUUCAGCUUUCAGUCCUGUUUAGAUUCAAGAACAGGAAAUAGUACCUACCUAGAAUAUGUGUAGUGAUAGGUUAGAGAGAUCAUUUAGAUGUUCAUUUACAAUUCAACUAACAUAUAAAAGAAUUUUGACAAAGUACAGUUUGAUUAUAAAUUUAUAAAUAUUGAAAUGCUUUCUUUUCAUAUUUCAUUUUCUAGACCUUAAGUAGUUAACUUUAGUACAUGUAGAUUACAUGUAGUUUUUUGCUCUGAAAUUUGUUGCUAUUCUCGUUAUCUGGCUUCCUUCUCUAAAUAUUUCAAUAAAUUUGUAAAAUCAUUUUUAUACGACCGCAAAAAAGUUUUUGUGGUCGUAUAUUGGUAUGACGUUGGCGUCGUCGUCGUCGUCCAGCGUCGUCGUCCGAAGACGCAUUAGUUUUCGCACUCUAACUUUAGUUUAAGUGAAUGGAUCUCUAUGAAAUUUUACCAUAAGGUUCAAUACCACAAAAGGAAGGUGGGGAUUGAUUUUGGGGGUUAUGGUACCAACAGUUAAGGAAUUAGGGGCCAAAAAGGGGCAAAAAAUAAGCAUUUUCUAGUUUCCAGACAAUAACUGUGGAACGGUGUAUGGAUCUCUCUGAAAUUAUACUACAAGUUUCCAUACCACAAAGGGAUGGUUAGGAUUUGCUUUGGGGGUUAUGGCUCAAACCGUUUAAGAAUUAGGGGCAAAAAAGGGGGAAAAACAAGGUUGUCCUGGUUAAUGGACAAAUACUUUAGUACAAAACAUAAUUUAAAGCAGUGUAAGGAUGAUAAAUCAAAUACAUCAUUGAAAUUAUCUCCCUUACACUGCUUUUAAAUUAUGUAUAAAGUAAUGGUUAAUGAACAAUUAAGAUAAUUUUAAACAGUGUAAGGGAGGUAAUCCAAAUACAACGUUUUGGUUACUUCCCUUACACUGCUUUUAAAUUAUGUUUAAAGAAAUGCAUAUUUAUAAAGGAAGACCAGUAAAAAUAUCUGCAAAUGUUGCAUCUUUUUUACAACAAAAUCCAUAUGAAAGAUUUGACACUAUAUUUUAAAUUCUAUUAUAAAAUAGAUUAAGUUAGCACUAUGGUAAAUUUAAAUGGGUAAUUAUGGUUGCAAACUCCAUUGGAAAUUUGAAUUGAGAUAUUAUGACCAUAUCUUGAGGGAAAGAAUUUUUUGGGGGAAAAAAGGGGGGGGGGGGGGUUUAAAGAAAUUGUGGGGGUCAAUUUUUUCUCAUUUCAGAUUUCAGAAAUUAAAAAGAAUUAUUUUUCAAAUAUUAUUUUUAUACGACCGCAAAAAAAUUUUUGUGGUCGUAUAUUGGUAUGACGUUGGCGUCGUCGUCGUCGUCGUCGUCGUCCUGCGUCGUCCGAAGACACAUUGGUUUUCGCACUCUAACUUUAGUUUAAGUGAAUGGAUCUUUAUGAAAUUUUACCACAAGGUUCAGUACCACAAAAGGAAGGUUGGGAUUGAUUUUGGGGGUUAUGGUACCAAAAAGGGGCCGAAAAUAAGCAUUUUCUAGUUUCCAGACAAUAACUGUGGAAUGGUGUAUGGAUCUCUCUGAAAUUAUACUACAAGUUUCCAUACCACAAAGGGAUGGUUAGGAUUUGCUUUGGGGGGUUAUGGCUCAAACCGUUUAGGAAUUAGGGGCAAAAAAGGGGGAAAACAAGGUUGUCCUGGUUAAUGGACAAAUACUUUAGUACAAAACAUAAUUUAAAGCAGUGUAAGGGAGAUAAAUCAAAUACAUCAUUGAAAUUAUCUCCCUUACACUGCUUUUAAAUUAUGAAUAAAGUAAUGGUUAAUGAACAAUUAAGAUAAUUUAAAACAGUGUAAGGGAGGUAAUCCAAAUACAACGUUUUGGUUACUUCCCUUACACUGCUUUUAAAUUAUGUUUAAAGAAAUGCAUAUUUAUAAAGGAAGACCAGUAAAAAUAUCUGCAAAUGUUGCAUCUUUUUUUUUUACAAAAAAAUCCAUAUGAAAGAUUUGACACUAUAUUUUUAAUUCUAUUAUAAAAUAGAUUAAGUUAGCACUAUGGUAAAUUUAAAUGGGUAAUUAUGGUUGCCAACUCCAUUGGAAAUUUGAAUUGAGAUUAUGACCAUAUCUUGAGGGAAAGAAUUUUUUUGGGGAAAAAAGGGGGGGGGGGAUAAAAAGAAAUUGUGGGGGGUCAAUUUUUUCUCAUUUCAGAUUUCAGAAAUUAAAAAGAAUUAUUCUUCAAAAAAUUUUUUUUUUCAAAUUUCAAAUAUUGAAAAAUUUCAAGAAGUCUUUAAUUGCACAGUAUGGCGCAUUAGAUUUGUAAAAUCUUUGAUCACAUUUAUUUAUUUGUUAUGCCGAAUCUAACAGUGUAUUUAGAUUUUUAAUUUUGGGUCCAGUUUUCAAAUUGGUCUACAUUAAGGUCCAAAGGGUCCAAAAUUAAACUUAGUUUGAUUUUAGCAAAAAUUGAAUAUAUGAGGUUCUUUGAUAUGCUGAAUCUAAACAUGUAUUUAGAUUUUUGAUUUUUGGCCCAGUUUUCAAGUUGGUCCAAAUUGGGGUCCAAAAUUAAACUUUGUUUGAUUUCAACAAAAAUUGAAUAUAUGGGGUUCUUUGAUAUGCUGAAUCUAAACAUGUAUUUAGAUUUUUGAUUUUUGGCCCAGUUUUCAAGUUGGUCCAAAUUGGGGUCCAAAAUUAAACUUUGUUUGAUUUCAACAAAAAUUGAAUAUAUGGGGUUCUUUGAUAUGCUGAAUCUAACCAUGUAUUUAGAUUUUUUAUUUGUGGACCCCGUUAUCAAAUUGGUUCAUAUUGAGGUCAAAAGGGUCCAAAAUUAAACUUUGUUUGAUUUCAUCUAAAAUUGAAUUAUUGGGGUUCUUUGAUAUUCCAAAUCUAACCGUGUAUUUAGGUUUUUAAUUUUGGGUCCUGUUUUUUAAAUUGGUCUACAUUGAGGUCCAAAGGGUCCAAAAUUAAACUUAGUUUGAUUUUAACAAAAAUUAAAUUCUUGGGGUUCUUUGAUUUGCUGAAUCUAAACAUGUGUUUAGAUUUUUGAUUAUGGGCCCAGUUUUCAAGUUGGUCCAAGAUAGGGUCCAGUAUUUAAACUUUGUUUGAUUUCAACAAAAAUUGAAUAUAUGGGGUUCUUUGAUAUGCUGAAUCUAAACAUGUAUUUAGAUUUUAGAUUAUGGGCCCAGUUUUCAAGUUGGUCCAAAUUGGGGUCCAAAAUUAAACUUUGUUUGAUUUCAACAAAAAUUGAAUAUAUGAGGUUCUUUGAUAUGCUGAAUCUAACCAUGUAUUUAGAUUUUUUAUUUGUAGGCCCCGCUAUCAAAUUGGUUCAUAUUGAGGUCAAAAGGGUCCAAAAUUAAACUUUGUUUGAUAACAUCGAAAAUUGAAUUAUUGGGGUUCUUUGAUAUGCCAAAUCUAACCGUGUUUUUAGAUUUUUAAUUUGGGUCCCGUUUUUUAAAUUGGUCUUCAUUGAGGUCCAAAGGGUCCAAAAUUAAACUUAGUUUGAUUUUAACAAAAAUUGAAUUCUUGGGGUUCUUUGAUAUGCUGAAUCUAAACAUGUAUUUAGAUUUUUGAUUAUGGGCCCAGUUUUCAAGUUGGUCCAAGUUGGGGUCCAAAAUUAAACUUUUUUUGAUUUCAACAAAAAUUGAAUAUAUGGGGUUCUUUGAUAUGCUGAAUCUAACCAUGAAUUUAGAAUUUUUAUUUGUGGGCCCCGCUAUCAAAUUGGUUCAUAUUGAGGUCAAAAGGGUCCAAAAUUAAACUUUGUUUGAUUUCAUCAAAAAUUGAAUUAUUGGGGUUCUUUGAUAUUCCAAAUCUAACCGUGUAUUUAGAUUUUUAAUAUUAAGUCCCGUUUUUUAAAUUGGUCUACAUUAAGGUCCAAAGGGUCCAAAAUUAAACUUAGUUUGAUUUUAGCAAAAAUUGAAUUCUUGGGGUUCUUUGAUAUGCUGAAUCUAAACAUGUGUUUAGAUUUUUGAUUAUGGGCCCAGUUUUCAAGUUUGUCCAAGUUGGGGUCCAAAAUUAAACUUUGUUUGAUUUUAACAAAAAUUGAAUAUAUGGGGUUCUUUGAUAUGCUGAAUCUAACCAUGUAUUUUGAUUUUGGACAUUGGACCAUAAUAGGUAAAUUAAAAAAAUUCAAGUUCUUAGACCACAUUCUUUCUGUGUCAGAAACCUAUGCUGUGUCAAAUAUUUAAUAACAAUCCAAAUUCAGAGCUGUAUCAAGCUUGAAUGUUGUGUCCAUACUUGCCCCAACUGUUCAGGGUUCGACCUCUGCGUUCGUAUCAAGCUGCGCCCCAGCGAAGCAUUUUAUUA
Molecule: messenger RNA, 7246 nt
Organism: Mytilus californianus (California mussel)
Lineage: Eukaryota; Metazoa; Mollusca; Bivalvia; Mytilida; Mytilidae
Exons: 17
Coding region: 137-2500 (787 amino acids)
Molecular function (GO): dopamine receptor binding
Source: RefSeq, a predicted model, not a curated record